UUAUCCAGUUCAAUACACAUCAAUCGGGAGCAAUCGGCUCCCAGAAGGGCCCGUACGGUAUCUUCACCAAGUUCCGCACGUCAUGUCAAUCGGACCGUUUACAACAGAACAUUCAACCAAAACCUGGAAAUAAAUGACCAUAAUCUCGAAUAAUGAAUCCAAACAAUCAUAUCGAAUGAGGCUCAAAAAGCUAGUGUGUUAGCGGCUCUUUUGCGGAUUUUAGCCUCCGUCAAGGUUCACGACCGGCGGAAAGCCGAUGCAGCGGGCACUUGUCCGGUCCGAGAUAUCCGAUCGAACCGCUUUAACUUACAUCAUUGCACUUGUAAGGCUGAACACUAGAAUUUUCGGUGACAUUACUAUGGAUCUACAGUGAUGCAAUUAUCACGGUAACCGAGGUCAGAACCAUGUUAGAAAAGUAUUUAAUAACGGAGUCGGAAGUACAUUCAGUGAUGUCUUACUCAACAGCCUACUGACAAACACUCCGACGAGCAACAUCUCCCAAUUAUUAUGGCUUCUCCAAGCGCUGACGUUCUCGGUUACGAGAAAUCUAUCUUUGACGCUGGUCUUCACUUUGCUCGUCCGGCGUUUACUUUCCAAACCUCGCAAUGGGAGCCUUUGGCUAAAGAAACACUCUCGGCAACUUCUUGGGGCUACAUCCACGGAAAUUGCGGUAGUGGCUCAACAUACAGGAACAACUUGACUGCUUUUUCCCGCUGGUCCAUCGUCCCAAAUCGUCUUGUGCCGAGUCACAGGGAUGAGAAUGGCAAUGAGCAGUUCUCUGAUACUUCUACUACAGUUCUUGGCCAGAAGCUUCCCUUCCCACUGGCUAUUGCACCAAUUGGAGUUCAGAAGAUCUUCAACCCUGAAGGUGAAGCCGCUACUGCUCGAGCUGCUGCAUCUCUUGGAGUCCCGUACACGCUAAGCACAGCUUCAAGCACCAGUAUUGAAGAUGUUGCAGCAGCGAAUGGAAAGGAUGCACCUCGAUGGUUUCAGCUCUAUUGGCCAAGCCGUGAACACGACGACAUCACUAUCUCAAUGCUCAACCGCGCCAAAGCAUCCGGCUACACGGCUCUCUUCGUCACUCUUGACACAUACGUCCUUGGCUGGCGUCCGAGCGAUUUAGACAACGGCUACAACCCCUUCAUCCACCCAGACCACAUCGGUGUCGAAAUCGGUCUCACAGAUCCUGUUUUCCAAAAGAAGUUCAAGGAGAAACACGGCUAUGAUAUCACCGAUGCAGCGAGUGGAGUUUAUCAGGCGGCUCAGGGCGGAUCCGCAGGGGCUAGUCUCGGUGACGCGGCAAGAGAGUGGGCCAAGAUCGUAUUCCCAGGCCAUUCCCAUUCCUGGGAGGACGUUGAAUUUCUCAAGAAGCACUGGGACGGGCCUAUUGUUCUCAAAGGAAUACAGAGUGUUCACGAUGCCAAGAAGUGUGUUGAGGUUGGUGUUCAGGGAAUCGUGGUGAGCAACCAUGGUGGACGUCAACAAGAUGGUGGAGCAAGCAGUCUGGGUAUGCUGCCACGAAUCGUUGAUGCUGUUGGGGAUAAGCUUGAUAUUUUCUUUGAUAGUGGUAUCAGAUGCGGUGCUGAUAUCAUGAAGGCUAUUGCGCUGGGAGCGAAGUGUGUUCUUGUUGGGAGGCCUUAUGCUUAUGGUUUGGCGCUGGGUGGUGAGGAUGGUGUGAGGCAUGUCCUGAGAGCACUGUGUGGUGAUUUGACCAUGAACAUGCAUUUGGCUGGACUGAGGGAUAUUGGUGAGGUAAAUCGGGAUAUCUUGGUAAAGGAGAGUGAUCUUGUGUAACGAAAGGUCACUAGUAGUAGACAAAAAACUCAAUAUUUGUGGUAAACCUAUUUACUCUAGAUCUUGAAUAGAACGCAUAUUUUUGAUUUUUUGCAUGCUGAAACCCAAUCUAUUCCCUG
Molecule: messenger RNA, 1913 nt
Organism: Fusarium verticillioides 7600
Lineage: Eukaryota; Fungi; Ascomycota; Sordariomycetes; Hypocreales; Nectriaceae
Product: L-lactate dehydrogenase (cytochrome)
Exons: 1
Coding region: 508-1794 (428 amino acids)
Molecular function (GO): FMN binding; oxidoreductase activity
Source: RefSeq, a predicted model, not a curated record